CGGCGGCGGCCGCAGGCUUUCGGCGGAAGCUCCCGGCCCGGAAGGAGAGGAGAGGAAAGGAAAGGAAAGAAAAGAAAAGAAAAGGAAAGGAAAGGAAGCGUCCGGGGCAGCUGCUCGGCCUGUCCCGUCCCGUCCCGUCCCGUCCCCACCGGCCCCGGACGACGGGGACGGCGAUGGCGGCCACUCCGGCCACGCGGCCCGUCCGGCUGUCCCACCAUCCCAGAUUGCUGAAGUUGAAGGAGAAGUUCACCUCCAAGUUCGGAUCCACUCCUAAAUUUUAUGUGCGAGCCCCAGGGCGAGUCAACCUAAUAGGAGAGCACAUAGAUUACUGUGGAUACGCUGUCCUGCCUAUGGCGGUAGAGCAGGACAUCCUAAUCGCAGUUGAACCUGUGCAAACCCAAGUUCUCCAACUGGCCAAUACUAACCCUCUGUACCCGGAUUUCAGCGGCAGCGUUAAUGACAUUCAGAUUAACCCAGCCCAACCUCUGUGGCACAACUAUUUCCUGUGUGGACUGAAAGGAAUCCAGGAACACUUCAGCCUCCGGAACCCGACGGGGAUGAACUGCCUGGUGGACGGGAACAUCCCUGCCAGCUCCGGGCUCUCCAGCUCCAGUGCCUUAGUCUGCUGUGCCGGGCUCGUGGCCGUCACCGCUCAGGGAUUGACCCUCUCCAAGGUGGAGCUGGCAGAAAUCUGCACGAAGAGCGAGCGCUACAUCGGCACCGAGGGAGGAGGCAUGGACCAAUCCAUCUCAUUCCUUGCAGAGGAUGGAACAGCCAAGCUGAUCGAGUUCAGCCCGCUGCGGGCCACGGAUGUGCGGCUUCCAGCCGGCGUCGUGUUCGUGGUCGCUCACAGCUGUGUGGAGAUGAACAAAGCCGCAACCUCGCAUUUCAACAUUCGCGUGAUGGAGUGUCGACUCGCAGCCAAGCUGCUGGCCAAGUCCCGGGGGCUCGACUGGGUUGACGUGUGGAGGCUGGCGGAGGUGCAGACCAAGCUGGGUCUAUCGCUGGAGGAGAUGCAGACUGUGCUGGACGGCGCCUUGCACCCCGAGCCCUACAGCCCUGACGAGAUCUGCCGACAGCUGGGAAUCAGCCUACACGACCUGCGCUCCCAAAUCCUUAGCCCCAACACCCGAGAUGUGACCGUCUUCAAGCUGUACCAGCGAGCCAAGCACGUGUUCGGCGAGGCUGCGAGGGUGCUGGCCUUUCAGAGGGUUUGCCAGGAGGAACCGGCUUCCAUGGUGCCGCUGCUGGGAGACCUGAUGAACCAGAGUCACGAGAGCUGCCGGGAGCUGUUUGAGUGCAGCUGUUCCGAGCUGGACCAGCUGGUCCGUGUCUGCCGGCAAGGCGGGGCACGGGGCUCCCGCCUCACCGGAGCAGGGUGGGGUGGCUGCGUGGUGUCCAUGGUUCCCGCCGACGGGCUGGCGACCUUCCUGGCCCACGUGAACGAUGCCUACUACCUGCCCCGCCACCCCGCCUCCACCGCCGACGUCUCCUCUGCCGGCGCCGCCGAAGAUGCUGCCGCCGCCAUCGAGAGGCGGGCCUUGUUCGCCAGUAGGCCGGGGGGUGGGGCUUCGGUCUUCCUGGAGGCCUGAGGGCAGCGGAGACGCGUGAACGGCCUCUCCACUGGGUAGCGUGUUCUUCCUCCCGGGCUUCUGCGGCCCCGUGACCGAUGAGGUGGUGGAUGUGGCGACGGGUGUGGGGACAGGAUGUGGCGAUACGGGGGAGCGGAUGCAGUGACAGAUGUGAUGGAUGCAGGGAUGGGUGCAGGGAUGGAUGCGGUAGCGGGUGUGGGAGUGGAUGCCGUGAUGGGUCCGGAGACCAGAUGCCGUGAUGGACGCACGAAUGGAUGUGGUGGCGGGUGUGGGGACGGAUGCGGUGAUGGGUCUGGCGACGGACACGGGGAUGGAUGCGGUGGCAGGUGUGGGGGUGGGUGCUGAUGGUCGCUGCAGCAAUGGGUGCGUCGGUGGAUGUGCUGAUUGGCUCCACGGGGCCGUGGGGGCUCCCCGCGCCCUCCGCCCCUCCUCCUCCACCCAAAAUUGAAUCCGUAGGCUGCCGGCCCGCAGAACCUUGCCAAGACACCGCUUUAUUGGGAAUGUCCGCGCUUGCUGAUGGCUGGAAUAAAGAGGCGAAUCGUC
Molecule: messenger RNA, 2135 nt
Organism: Ornithorhynchus anatinus (platypus)
Lineage: Eukaryota; Metazoa; Chordata; Mammalia; Monotremata; Ornithorhynchidae
Gene: GALK2
Product: galactokinase 2
Exons: 10
Coding region: 174-1592 (472 amino acids)
Biological process (GO): galactose metabolic process; carbohydrate phosphorylation
Cellular component (GO): cytoplasm; cytosol
Molecular function (GO): galactokinase activity; ATP binding
Source: RefSeq, a predicted model, not a curated record